Molecule: messenger RNA, 8305 nt
Organism: Mya arenaria
Lineage: Eukaryota; Metazoa; Mollusca; Bivalvia; Myida; Myidae
Product: myosin heavy chain, non-muscle-like
Exons: 37
Coding region: 219-6080 (1953 amino acids)
Cellular component (GO): myosin complex
Molecular function (GO): actin filament binding; cytoskeletal motor activity; ATP binding
Source: RefSeq, a predicted model, not a curated record
CUCACUACUAUAUCAAAACUCAUUCGAAGGCGGGCGUCGGCCCGGUGCACUUUAUGAAGUUAUUUUAAAUAAUACGGAAUACUUUUGUCAUUUGGUGGCGUAUUUGCAAUCUGGAUAGCCAAAUUAUCGUGUACAUAUAGGAGAGUUGCUACUAUAUCGUGUUUGUAUUUAGUUAUUUUACUUUAAAAACAGGUCACAAUCCGUGAGUAUUUUUCAAAAUGGCGGAUGAUUACGAGCUUUCCGGGAUGAGUGAGGCCGAUAUGAGGUAUUUAGCGGUUGAUAAAAAUGUUGUCAAUGACCCAAUGAUGCAGGCAGAGUGGGCCACGAAGAAGCUGAUCUGGGUGCCACACGAAGUUCAUGGAUUCGUUUCCGCUAGCAUCAAAGGCGAGCAGGGUGAUGAGGUCGAAGUUCAGCUAGAAGAGUCCGGCAAGAGGAUGCGGUUCCACAGAGAUGACUGUCAGAAAAUGAACCCUCCCAAAUUUUCGAAAGUUGAAGACAUGGCAGAUCUGACAUGUUUGAAUGAAGCCUCAGUCCUGUUUAAUCUCAAAGACCGUUACUAUUCUGGCCUCAUUUAUACAUACUCUGGCCUCUUCUGUGUGGUGGUAAAUCCCUACAAGCGUCUGCCCAUCUACACAGAAAAAGUGAUUGAGCUAUAUAAGGGGAAAAAGCGCCAUGAAGUACCCCCACAUGUGUUCGCUAUCACAGACUCUGCCUACAGAAGCAUGCUUCAAGAUAGAGAAGAUCAAUCCAUCCUCUGCACGGGCGAGUCAGGCGCGGGUAAGACGGAAAACACAAAGAAAGUGAUCCAGUAUCUCGCACAUGUUGCAGCUUCAUCAAGGACACAGCGUAGCUCUGUAUCAAACAUCCAUGUACAGGGAAUGGAGGAUGGAGGUCAUAUAAUGCACAGGGACAUUAACCUGGGAGAGCUUGAGAACCAGCUUCUCCAAGCCAACCCGAUCCUCGAAGCCUUUGGUAACGCAAAGACCAUCAAGAAUGACAACUCUUCCAGAUUUGGGAAGUUUAUCCGCAUCAAUUUUGACACAUCUGGUUACAUUUCUGGGGCCAACAUUGAGACAUACCUGUUGGAGAAAUCUCGUGCCAUCCACCAGUCAGACUCUGAAAGGUGUUUCCACGUCUUCUACCAGUUCAUGCAUGGAGCAACACCCCAACAGCGCAAGGAAUUCCUUGUUGAGGAUAUUAACAAUUACCGUUACCUGACCAACGGCCACACGCCAGUGCCGGGGGUGGACGAUGCAGCAGAGUUUCGGCUGACCGUGGAGGCCAUGAACAUCAUGGGGAUUUCACCGGAGGACCAGGCUGCACUUCUCCGCAUCAUCUCUGCCAUAUUGCAGUUAGGCAAUAUGAAGUUCCAACAGGACCGUAAAUCUGACCAGGCUACUCUGCCAGAUAACACAGUUGCCCAGAAGGCGUGUCACCUGUUGGGCCUGCCUGUUACCGCUGUAACCCAGGCUUUCCUCCGCCCCAGGAUUAAGGUGGGGCGGGACUACGUGACCAAAGCUCAAACAAAGGAACAGGUUGAGUUUGCUGUGGAGGCUUUGUCGAAGGCUUCCUAUGAGCGUAUGUUCAAGUGGCUGGUGACGAGGAUCAACAAGUCUCUCGAUAGGACCAAGCGGCAGGGAGCUUCCUUUAUCGGCAUCCUCGACAUUGCCGGAUUUGAAAUCUUCCAGAUGAACUCAUUCGAGCAGCUGUGUAUCAACUACACAAAUGAGAAGCUCCAGCAGCUGUUCAACCACACCAUGUUUAUUCUCGAACAAGAAGAGUACCAGCGUGAAGGAAUUGAGUGGAAGUUCAUCGAUUUUGGUCUUGACCUUCAACCCACCAUUGACCUUCUUGAGAAGCCAAUGGGCAUCAUGGCUCUCCUGGACGAGGAAUGUUGGUUCCCGAAGGCCACCGACAAGACAUUCGUAGACAAGCUGGUUGGACAACAUUCCACACACCCCAAGUUUGAAAAACCAGACUUCAGAGCGGAGGCUGACUUCUCACUUAUUCACUAUGCUGGAAAGGUUGACUACAGUUCAGAGAAGUGGUUGAUGAAGAACAUGGACCCUCUCAACGAGAACGUUGUCUCACUCCUGCAGACCUCUUCGGACGCAUUCGUGGCCGCUAUCUGGAAGGAUGCUGAGAUCGUUGGUAUGGGAGCAGCUACGGGCGGUGACACGAUGUUUGGGUCUCGCACCAGGAAGGGAAUGUUCCGUACCGUGAGCCAGCUUUACAAGGAACAACUGGCUAAGCUCAUGGCCACUCUCAGAAACACAAACCCCAACUUUGUACGCUGUAUCAUUCCAAACCACGAAAAGAAGGCUGGGAAGAUUGACUCUCCGCUGGUCCUAGAACAGCUGAGGUGUAAUGGCGUGUUGGAGGGCAUCCGUAUCUGCAGACAGGGGUUCCCCAACCGUAUCCUGUUCCAGGAGUUCAGACAAAGAUACGAGAUCCUCACACCCAGUGCCAUCCCUCGAGGAUUUAUGGACGGCAAGAAAGCCGUCGAGAAGAUGAUCAAUGCCCUGGAGUUGGACCCUAACCUGUACCGUGUUGGUCAGAGCAAGAUCUUCUUCCGUGCCGGCGUGUUGGCUCAUCUGGAGGAGGAGCGAGACCUGAAACUGACCGAUGUCAUCGUCACCUUCCAGGCACUGUGCAGGGGAAUGCUUGCCAGAAGGGCAUUUUACCGACGUACCCAGCAGCAGAGUGCUAUCCGUGUUAUCCAGAGGAACUGUGCCGCCUACCUGAAACUGCGCAACUGGUCAUGGUGGAGGCUGUUCACUAAGGUGAAGCCGCUGUUACAAGUGACAGGACAGGAGGAAAAGCUGCACACCAUUGAGAGUGAAAUGCAGAAGUACAAGGAUAACCUGGAGCGUCAGAAACAGGAGACUGAGGAGAUGGAGAGGAAAUAUGCCCAGAUCAUUGAGGAGAAGUCCAUCCUCGCCGAGCACCUGCAGGAUGAGACAGAGCGUUGUGCAGAGGCCGAGGAGUCCCGUCAGCGUCUGGUACUGAAGAAGGAAGAGCUGGAAGAUAUUCUACACGAUAUGGAGCUGCGUGCUGAUGAGGAAGAGGAGAAGAUAGGUGCCAUGAUUGAGGAGCGCAAGAAAUACAACCAGACCAUACAGGACCUAGAGGAACAAUUAGAGGAGGAAGAAUCUGCCAGACAGAAACUCCAGCUGGAGAAAGUUUCCGUUGAUGCAAAGAUCAAAAAGUUUGAAGAAGACAUGGCGAUCCAUGAAGACAUGAACCAGAAACUGAACAAGGAGAAGAGAAGCCUGGAGGAGAGACUGUCUGAGGUCAGCUCGUCCCUUGUCGAGGAGGAAGAGAAGGCCAAACAGCUUGGGAAACUGAAGAAUAAGUAUGAAUCCAUCAUUGCUGAGCUUGAAGACAGACUACGCAAGGAACAGCAGGCUCGUCAGGAGUUGGAGAAGAUACGUCGGCGUUUGGAGUCUGAGAUUGCCGAUCUUAAAGAGCAGCUGAAUGAGAAACGGCAACAAGUAGAGGAACUACAGAGCCAGCUGGCCAGGAGAGAAGAGGAGAUCCAGGGAGCUCUACAGAGAGUGGAUGAGGAGGGUGUAGUCAAGUUCACAAUCCAGAAACAGAUGCGGGAGAUGCAGAAUCAAUUACAGGAGCUGAAUGAAGACCUGGACGCGGAGAAGGAUGCAAGGGUGAAAGCUGAAAAACAGAAGAAAGAUCUGAACGAGGAGCUUGAGGCUCUAAAGACCGAACUUGAGGAUUCUCUUGACACGACAGCUGCUGUGCAGGACCUGAGGGUGAAAAGGGAGGACGAACUGAAGGAUUUAAAGGCUACCAUAGAUAGGAACCAGAAGGUUUACGAUACUCAGGUUGCCGAGAUGAGGGGCAAACAUACUCAACAGAUGGAAAAGUUCAAUGAAGAACUGGAAAACGUCAGGAAGACCAGGGCCCAGCUUGAUAAGACAAAAACCACGCUUGAAGCUGAGAACCUAGACCUCUCUAACGACUUGAAACAAGUCCAGAUGGCAAAACAGGAGUCUGAGCGCAAACGAAAACAGGCUGAACAGAGCAUUGCUGAAUUGAACAUCAAACUGGCCGAGAUUGAGCGUGUGAAGAAUGAGGCAGCAGAGAAGGCAGCCAAGGGGGCCUCAGAGACAGAAUCACUUGCCUCUCAACUGGAGGCGGCUGAGACAAAGAACAUCCACCUCUCUCAGAAGUGCUCUUCCCUUGAAGCACAGCUGGCUGAUGCCCAAGAAAUGGUCGAGGAGGAGACGCGUGGCAAACUUGCUGCACAGACCAAGUUCAGGCAGGAGCAGGAUGAGAAAGAGGCCAUGAAAGAGAGACUUGAAGAGGAGGAGGAGAACAGGUCGCACCAUGAGAAACAGUUGCAGGACCUGCAGGCUAAGAUUGUGGAGGUCAAGAAGAAGGCAGAGGAGGAUGCUCGUAACAAUGAGGCCCUUGAGGAGUACAAGAAAAAGAUGUCUCGGGAGAUGGAGACUUACCAGGUACAACUUGAUGAUAGUCGUGCUACCCAGGAGAGGCUGGAGAAAUCUCGCCGUAAGCUCCAGGAGGAGGUUGAUGAUGCCAACAUGGAGCUUGAGAAGCAGCGCGGCAGUGUUAUGGCCAUGGAGAAGAAACACCGCAAGUUUGACCAGCUGCUCAAUGAGGAGAAGAAUGUCUCAGAAAGACUGCGUGAGGAGAAGGAUGCUGCAGAGAAGGAAAGUCGGGAGAAAGAGACCAAGAUCCUGAACCUCCAGCGUGAGCUUGAUGAGAGUCGAGAACGUCUGGAACAGAUAGAGCGACAGAAGCUGUCACAGCAGCGAGAACUCGAAGACCUCUACUCCAGCAAGGAUGACUUCGGCAAGAAUGUUCAUGAGCUUGAGAAGGCAAAGCGUAACAUGAAUGAGCAGGUGGAGGCCCAGCGUGUACAGAUAGAAGAACUGGAGGACGAGCUACAGGCUGCUGAGGAUGCCAAACUGCGCAUGGAGGUCAACAUGCAGGCUCUGAAGGCACAGUUUGAACGUGACAUGGCUGGACGGGAUGAUGCCGUGGAGGAGUCGAAGAAAUCUCUUAUUAGACAGCUGCGUGAAAUGGAGGCAGAACUUGAGGAUGAACGUAAGCAGCGGUCGAUCGCUGUCAACUCGCGUAAGAAGCUUGAGAGCGACAUCAAGGACUACAUGCAGCAAGUGGAGGCGGCUAAUCGCGUGAAGGAAGAUGCCAUUAAACAGUUCAAGAAGAUGCAGGCACAGAUGAAGGAAUUUGCUCGCGAGCUGGAUGAAGCUAGAAUGGCGCGUGAUGAGAUACAGGGCCAGUUUAAGGACACUGAGAAACGUCUGAAGAACCUGGAGACAGAUAACCUAAAGCUUCAGGAGGAUCUGGCGGCUGCAGAAAGGGCACGCAGGAAUGCCGAGGCCGAGAGGGAUGAACUCCAGGACGAAAUCAGCGGCAACACCACUGGCAAAUCUGCCCUGUUGGAUGAAAAACGUAGACUGGAGGCUCGCAUCUCUGCGCUGGAAGACGAACUGGAGGAUGAACAGGGCUCAAACGCCGACCUGCUUGACAAGGCUCGCAAGGCUCAGAUGCAGUUUGAGCAGUGCCAGACAGACCUGCAGUCAGAGCGCUCAGUCACCCAGAAGCUGGAGACCCAUCGCAUGCAGCUGGAGCGUGCCAACAAGGAAAUGAAGGAAAAACUGUCCGAGCUUGAAGGCCAGAUACGCACACGCACAAAGGCAACUAUAGCUGCACUUGAGGGCAAGGUGGCUAACCUGGAGGAGCAGCUAGACCUAGAAACCAAGGAGCGUAACACAAUGCAGCGAGCAAACCGACGCCUGGAAAAGAAACUCAAGGAGCUUCUUCUACAGGCUGAGGAUGAGCGAAGACAUGCUGAUCAGUACAAGGAACAGGUGGACAAGAUGAAUGCACGUGUGAAGGCGCUUAAGCGUCAAGUUGAUGAGGCAGAGGAGGAAGUGACGCGCAUGAAUGCACAGAAACGCAAGAUUCAGCGUGACCUAGAUGACCAGAUGGAGUCUAAUGAGUCUCUCUCCAGGGAAAUAUCACAGAUCAAAAAAUACAGAGUGUCGAGGCUGGAGCCCCAAUCGUCUACUUGAGACCAUCAGCACGUUCCAGUACAACACGGUCGGUCCUUUCCAUGCGGAGCAAUGCAUCAGGCCUUGACGAUGAUGACGAUGACGAUGAAGACGACUCUAACAAAACAAAUGAUACGACCGCCUGAUCGCCAUGACAGAUUUAGUGCUAGGCUCAGUUUCUUUAAUAUGCGAUGAUGAGAAUUUUCGAUAUAUUCCAUUUUGCCGAUGUCUGCCAUAUGUAGGCAGGAUUUAUUGAACUGUAUCAUGUUAACAAUGUUUACUUGCAAUUUGAGAGCAAUAUAUUCACCUUCCUCGUCUUAUGACACCUUCUACUAUGGUCUUAGGGCAGUACAUUUUGUUGAGAAUGUCUUUUGAUUUAUGUUGACAAUAUUUAGUUUUGAUUUAGCUUAACUUACAAUAUGUAAAUAUCAAUAACCACCUUUGUAUGUAGGACCGUUUAUACUUACUCUGUAACCUAACUACUUAUUAUAAAGUAAAGUUUACAGAGUGUAGUACUUUUUAAAAGUGAGGUAUGUAGAAAAAAAGCAAACCAAAAAAUGAAGAAAUUUUACCCUAAUAAUUUACCAAGUAAUAAUGGAUUUUCUUACCGUAUUGCAGUUUUCAUAUGCCAAGGUGCCUGUAAUGUAUGUGAUACAAUCUUCUUUUUUUCUUAAGAGUUGGGAUCAAUUUUUAUGUAAGCAUACUCUGUAUGUUUUAUGUUAGCAAAAAAGUGUUUAUGUUAGUGUGCAUCUGUUAUUGCUGUAUAUUAUAUACCUUAUUACACAAGUGCUAAUAGCUUGAUUUUGUUUCCUGUGCUGUUUACAUUUAUACAUUACAUAUACCGAUACAUUGCAUUAUAGGAUCAAAUUCAAUCAAAUAUAGGAUAAGUUGAACAAUAUAUUGUUUUCUUGUUCGGUUAUACAGAGAUCUAGACUUUUUAGCAUAAGGCAUUCCAUUAUCGUCAUAAAUAACUGUAUAACCCUUGUUCCUGUGGUAUGAACUGUAAUAGAAUUAGAAAUAAUGACAAUAUUUAUGUAUUAUUUAAUGUGGACAACAUAAUGUCAUUUUUAUCGUUGAUUCGCAACACUUUUGAAUAAACUUGAAAUUCUUAACUUGUGUCCUUAUGUUAAAGGUAUGUGUGGAGAUUGAAGCUUGAUUUUGAGUUCUUCCAUUGGCUUACACAUGUGUUGAUUCUGUUAUGGUAUAGACUGCUUCAAGUUGAAGUUCAGAGAAACAGCAUUGUAUGGCCUAUAUGAUGAUCUUGAUGUUGAUGAUUAAAUCGUUGGCGACAAUGGCUGUUGUCUGCUUUGACCACGAGAAGUAUUGUUGAAUGAAUUGAUUGUAGAUAAGCUUUUGCUGUUUUUUUGAUACAUUAUUUUUAUACAAAAUAUUCAUUAUGCUUAUUCUGUGUAUAUACUAUUAUUAUAUAUAUUUUGGCACAAGGCUCUAGCUAUUCUUACUGUUAUAGAGUUAAACAUUAGUUCUAGCUUCUUUCGCUGUUGGUAUAGAGUUUCAGUAACCCGAAAUCUCUUCAUAUUUUGCUUUUUUUCUAACUUUACAGCCUUUUUUUAAUUUUAAAGAAUUUAGUUAUGGCAUGUAUGUGUUCAAACUUAAUUUUUCUGUUUAAAUCAUCUUGUUAGAUUUCAAGAAAAUUUCAUAUCAUAUAAAUAUUUGCGAGUUAAAUUAUAUUAAGCUUUUAGAUUGGGUUUUUUGCACCGCAUUGCUAAAAUAUUUUGCAGAACUUGUCUAUAUAACAUGUCUAGGUUAAUCAAUUAUUGGAAUGAGAUAUUAUCACGCUAUGGGCAUUGAAUCUUGAUGGAUCUACUGGGAAAAGAAACGCGAACAUAAGGAGACCAACAUUUUGGUUAAGUUUUGAAAAUUGUAAAAUUGUUGUUUGGCAAUGGUUCAAAACCAUGCCCGUGAUUUUGAAUUCUACAAUCUAUGCAUGUGUUAUUGAAUGGAUUCAAGUGCUGUUAAGAUGCCUUGAUAAUUCAAAAGUAACUUGAACGUGCUUCAGCAAAAUUUUCCAAUUUACUCAAAACACAUAUCAUUGCAGUAGUCAUGCAUAUAGCUUCAUAGCUUGUAGAAAAAGAAAACUAGGGUUUUCUGUUAAAAAAAUGAACAAAAAUAACACGAUUUCAAACAUGAUAAUUGUUAACCAUUUUGCUGUAGCUAUUAUAUUCAUGUAUGGACAUUGUAAUGGGAACAAAGUAUUUUUAUGACCUAUCAUUAAAAGUUUGAAAGAA